Messenger RNA from Danio aesculapii, 833 nucleotides. RefSeq names its product COMM domain containing 4 (gene commd4). The coding region runs from base 92 to 691 and encodes 199 amino acids. The transcript is spliced from 8 exons. The record is from RefSeq and is a predicted model, not a curated record. Lineage: Eukaryota; Metazoa; Chordata; Actinopteri; Cypriniformes; Danionidae.
CUCCAAUCCAGUAGGAGGGACAAGCUGGUUUGUUGCAGACGAAGCCGAAACAGAAGAAGAAGAGAACAAGCAGCUGAUUGCGAUUGACACAAUGAGGUUCCGAUUUUGUGGCGAUUUGGACUGUCCUGACUGGGUCCUUGCAGAAAUAAGUACCUUAGCUAGAAUAUCUAGCGUCAAGAUGAAACUUCUAUGCGUGCAAGUUGUUAAAGAUCUGCUUGAUGAAGGCAUUGACUAUGACAAAGUCUCAAAACUGACAUCAGAUGCCAAAUUUGAUAGUGGAGAUAUUAAAGCCUGCAUAGCUGUGCUGAGUUUCAUUCUGUCCAGUGCUGCGAAGCAUGAUGUGGACAGUGAAUCUCUUUCCAGUGAACUACAGCAGCUUGGCCUGCCUAAAGAACACACCACAGGAUUGUGUAAAUCAUAUGAGGAUAAGCAUAGUGCUCUACAGGAAAAGCUGAGGGAGAGCAGCCUACGUUUGGGUCGUCUGCAAACAGUGAACUGGCGGGUUGAUUACACCCUCAGCUCCAGUGAACUAAAGCAAGUGAAUGAACCUACAGUGCAGCUGAGACUUCAGGCUCAGGACCCCCUGACAGACUCCUCAGAGACCACCGUGGUCUCCAUCUCUGCUGACAAGUUCAGAGUACUGCUAACAGAACUCAAACAAGCUCAGAAUAUGAUGAAUGUGCUACAGUGAAACACUUGCACAGAAUCUUUCUGUAUGUAUAAAUAAUAUUGUGAUUUUUAUAAAAAGAAGAUAAAUGUUUUUUUAAUGUAAAGUUUUUUUCUCUCAUCACUUUAACCCUCUCUCAUAACAGCUAUAUAUAUAUAUAUAUUAC